CAACAAGAACCGGCUGCCGGUGUUUUGGGAAAUCUUGUAAAUAUGGCUUUUCGACGGACACCGUAGGCGUAGUUAAAUCUGCCGCAGAGGGCGAAGCAUGUGGAGGGUUCAAGGUUUCAUAAGAGUUUUGCUUCGAUACCAUGGCAGCAGCUCUUUGCGAUUGCCACCGAACCCGCAUGUGGAGGACGAGGUCAUCAACAGUUCGGCCUCUCUCUCCACGACUCGACACCCGCUUGACAGCAGAUCUCGGAAGGAUGACAGGGAGAAGAGGAACAAGCAAAGGACCUGUCAGUUUGGGGAUACUGGGCUUCCAUGUUACACAGCUCUGGAUGCUGUGGGAUGGGGAAUGGUCACAGUGCUGUUCAUGCAGGCCUGCAGAAGGUUCCACUCCACAUUCUCCUCGGGCUCUGAACCCAGUCCCGGUCCUGAAUCCCUGACAGCUCCCACAGCUGUGCAGAAGUGUGGAUACCGGAUCCUGCUAGAGAUAUUAUCGAGGCGCGAUGUCGUGCCCAGAAGAAGAAAUGUGUUGUGCCUGGAGGCCGUGCCGCAGAGUCAGAGCCAGGAUCAGUCUCUGUCUAGCAGCGGCAGCGAGCCCGAGAGUCUGACGUCUGACAGUUCCUCCUCUGACCACCAGGGGGAGUUUUACUAUGAGAAUGAAGAAUUACCUUUAUACGAGUCCUGUCCUCUGCGGAAUGAUGCCAAUCCAAACCCCACAGAGAAAAAAGAUGAUAUGGCAGCAUUGGCUGAAGAAAGGCUGYCGGAAGCAGCUCUUAAUUUCCAACAUGUGGGAGACAGCAGCGUUCCUGUUAUCCUCAACAUCAUUGGUUUYGAAAGUGCCAAGAGUGAGAAAUAUGAGGAAGCUUUUACCUGCUUUCUGGCUGCAGCUCAGCAGGGUUACAACAAGGCGCAGUUUAACACCGGAGUGUGCUACGAGAAAGGAAGAGGGGUCAGAAAGGACAAAGCAAAGGCUCUGUAUUAUUACAGGCAGGCAGCAGCCGGUGGCCACAAACAAGCUCAGUAUCGUGUUGCAAAGCUGCUUUUGACCAGCAGGGGGCAGCAGAGUGUGGAGGAGUUAAACACAGCUGUUAACUUACUGGAAGAAGCUUCUAAAGCUGGACUCACCAAGGCUCGGGUUUGCCUGGCUUCGUUGUACUCUCGAGAUCCAGCGAGAUAUGGAUGCAAGUCUAUCGAGUACCUGAAGAUGGCAGCAGAGAGUGGYGACGACACCGCCCUGUUUUUCCUGGGUCAGUGUUACGAAAGCGGCUUUGGCGUGCAGCGGAAUUUGAGGGCGGCUGUUGAAUUUUACAGAAAGGCAGCACAAGCAGGAAACAAGCAAGCGAAGAGCUUCCUGACACCACCUCGRGACAUAUACAGUAAGGCGGAUGAUGCGGUGUUGCGCUCCAUCCGCUCAGCUCCGUGCUUCUCUGCGCCAGAGGCUCUCGGCCAGCGACCACCUUCCUCGCUGGCCGCUCAUGUCCCAUCCUCUGCUGGUCACCCUGCUUCUCUUCCUCUUCUUCCUCACUCCUGGAGCACCGGGUCCUUGUCAUCGUUCUCUCCUCCUCUUCACCUCCAUCUUCCCAUCGCUGGGAGCAAACCAUGCCAGUGGACUGUAGGUAUAGGAUAAAGUCAGUACGAGCCAAACAACUUGUAUUACAAAGUGUGAGUGUAGUUUUGCCAAAAGGAAAAAGGUCAGUGUGUUAAGUGUGUACAUAUUGGGAAGUUCAUAAAAGUGUUCAUAGUUUUUUUAUAAAUAUAUUUGUGGGUGCCGGCCAAAAAUCUUGUUUUUUAAGUCUACGAGAGAGGCUUAGCAACAAACUUGUKAAAUCAAAGGAGCUUACAGUCCUUUGAUUGAUAGAGAUGAUGUUAUUUUUUUUAUCAGGUCUCUGUUGUGGCAAAAAAAAAUAAAUUCUACGUGCCUUUGAUUGCAUUUCUCACCUUCCGCACAAGUUAAAAGAAUUUACUGUAGAUUUUUUGUUAGCCACCGGAGUUGCCAAGUUUACUUUAACAUUUCAAAUGUUUGUGAUGARAUGCCAAGUUCAGAAUCGCUACAUGUUUUAUCCUUCAACCUGUUAACCAGAUAUGCUAAUGUGAAUUAUGAUGCACUGUGAGGAGGUUGUUACUGUUAAACGCACAUUUUAAAACAUAAUGAAUAAACUAGCAAGGCUCUACGGUA
Messenger RNA from Austrofundulus limnaeus, 2173 nucleotides. RefSeq names its product DAP3 binding cell death enhancer 1 (gene dele1). Gene Ontology annotation, cellular component: mitochondrion. NCBI's taxonomy places the organism in Eukaryota, Metazoa, Chordata, Actinopteri, Cyprinodontiformes, Rivulidae. The record is from RefSeq and is a predicted model, not a curated record. Gene Ontology annotation, molecular function: protein binding. Gene Ontology annotation, biological process: extrinsic apoptotic signaling pathway via death domain receptors.